This is a messenger RNA of Microdochium trichocladiopsis, 663 nucleotides long. RefSeq lists its product as uncharacterized. Lineage: Eukaryota; Fungi; Ascomycota; Sordariomycetes; Xylariales; Microdochiaceae. The annotation marks the transcript as partial. The transcript has 2 exons. The record is from RefSeq and is a predicted model, not a curated record.
AGUCCCCUCGGCUGUGUUUGUCUUACCCUUCCUCUCGACCUCGCGGGAAUCGACUCACCACCUCCUCUCCGAUGGCCGCAUCUGAGUCCUGUACCACAUCAUCGAGCGCAGAUCGGCCUCACCUGGCCCGGCCGCAAGACCAGGACAGCGAUCAACCCAAGGCAGAGAAGCCUCGCGAGAGAAAAGGACAGCAAUCUCCGGAAAGGCCCCAAGCUGGAGUCUCGCCGCAUAGACGGCAAGAGAUCAUCAAAAAUACCUACCAAGAAUACAUGAGGCACACCAAAGUCUGCAAGUCUUUCAACCAUUGUACUGAAGCAGCCACCAUGGGACGGGCUGGUGACUUUGCGGACGCUUUCAUCGAUGGGGUGCGGCCCAGUAUGGUAAAUGAGAAUUGGGCACCAUGGGAUGGCAGGACCGAAGAGGAGCGCUACCCUACAGCUGGGGACGGUACUGAGCUGCUCAGUGCAGAGGCCCCUCGCAGUGAGGACAACAUGUAUCCGGACAUGAAAUCUUACCUUGCCUUCCUUGCUCGACAAGUUGGUCCAGUGAAGUAGUCACUCGAGUUAAGUAGAUUCAAUGCUGAGUUGUCCAACCGACCGAUGUCAACCAUCCGGCGUCGUGGGGUGUUCACGUCACAAUUCGAGGCACGAGCAUCAUGAACAC